Molecule: messenger RNA, 546 nt
Organism: Microcebus murinus (gray mouse lemur)
Lineage: Eukaryota; Metazoa; Chordata; Mammalia; Primates; Cheirogaleidae
Source: RefSeq, a predicted model, not a curated record
AUGGGCAUCGGCUGCAAAUACAGGUUAUCAUUAGUAGAAAGGUUUGACUGCGCAAUAAAUGUAAAGUGCUGGAAUCAUCCUGAAACCAUGCCCCCACCCCAGUCCGUGGAAAAAUUGUCUGCCAUGAAGCCAGUCCCCAGUGCCAAAAAGGAUGGGAACUGCAGCUAUAUCGUAGCAGCAGAGUGUGUGGACAUAGAAACCAGUGCUCCCAGCAAGAAGCCAUGGUGGACCGUGCCCGAAAACUUUCGUGCUCCAAUGGUAUUUUACUUGGAAGAGGACCAGGAGGAGCUUAUCUUUGGGCAGAGUGAUACAUACCUUCGCUGCAUCGAGGUGCACAGCUAUACCCUCAUUCAGCCGGAGAGUUGGUUUACAGCCACAGGCCAGACUCGUGUCAUUCUAGUUGGACCAUUCAGCGCAACACAGUGGCUGUUGCACAUGAUGUUCCGUGUGAUAAGCCAGGACUCCUAUCGUCACGCCUGGGGCCUCAAGAUGCUGGAGCGUGUCCGGAGCCAGCCCCUGACCGAGGAUGACCUGGAGACCCCAUGA